Messenger RNA from Macrobrachium nipponense, 2919 nucleotides. RefSeq lists its product as uncharacterized. The transcript is spliced from 9 exons. NCBI's taxonomy places the organism in Eukaryota, Metazoa, Arthropoda, Malacostraca, Decapoda, Palaemonidae. The record is from RefSeq and is a predicted model, not a curated record. Bases 348 to 1688 code for a protein of 446 amino acids.
GAGCCAUUGUCAGGACUUUGACAGGGCCAUUGAAAGUAAAAAAAAAGUCUUUUUGUUAGUCUUUGGUCUGGUUUCUGCUCAAAGAAUUUGCAAGAAGACACUGACGAGUCUUAUAAGCAAAGCGGUGAUUGUAUGUUUUAAGUUUACAAACUGUUUUAAUUGAUCGAAAAUGGUACGUUUUUAAUUGAUCGUAAAUGGGACGUUUUCGAUCGUUUUUGUCAGAUCUAUUGUUUUCCAACAAUUCUGUCAUCGAAAGCUUAAUAAAUGGCAUUUCGAAGCUCUGAAAUAAACGCUCUUCGUACUUGUGCAAUCUGAACAAUCUCCCUUGAAGGAUAUAGACUCUGAAAAUGGAUAAACUGACGAGAUUUAACCGGUUAAUCACACUGCUGUUGUUAAUCCUCUUAUUAUCGACCUUCGUCGACCUCGGGUCAGCUCGGGACGCCGACUAUUACCUCGAAAGAUGGUCCAAGAAGGGCCACGGGCCUGCAGACCACCACCACAGGCUCUCCCCGAUUAUCUCCCAGCCUUCCUUGGUGACGUCGCCGCCGAAUGUAAUACCUUCCUAUGGCAACACUUCCCUGUCGACAGAUUUCGCCAACGGCACCGAAAACCGGAACUCGAGAUUCUUUCAAAUAUCUAUAUCCCCAGUCUUCCCUCUGUUUUCGCUGAUAACCAUCGCCAACACGCCUUGCAGCGCCUCCGGGGGGAGCAAUGGCACUUGCUACAGCGCCAACCAGUGCAAGAACCUUGGAGGGGCAGCCUCGGGAACUUGUGCACAGGGCCUUGGGACCUGUUGCGUUUUCCAAACGACCUGCGGGGGCCAGGCGUCUCAGAACUGCACCUACUUCGUCAACGACGGUUACCCUAAAGUCUUCAACGGCGCCAGUUCUUGCCAGCUUCGGGUUAACAAGAUGAAUUCGAGCGUCUGUCAGCUAAGGCUGGAUUUCGACAACUUCAUUCUCUCCCCUCCGGAAUCGAAGGACCACCAGUGCUUGAAUGAUAGGUUCUACGUCUCUGGCGGGACUCCCGUUCCCGUCAUCUGUGGAACAAACACCGGGAAUCACAUGUACGUGGACAUUGGGAACACCUUGCCCCUGGUUCUCACAGUCGUCACCAUGGGGCCAUCCUUCGACAGGAGUUGGAAGAUCAAAGUGACGCAGAUUCCGUGCAACUCGGAUUACACAGCUCCCACAAACUGCCUGCAGUGGUUCCAAGGAGUGUCUGGCCAGAUCAAAUCCUACAAUUUCGACUUGACCUCUGGUCUCCAACUGUCGAACCAAGACUACAGCAUCUGCAUCAGGACAGAGAAGAACUUCUGUGGGAUCCAGUACGCUGCUUGUGCUGACGCUGUGAACACGCAGUCGCAGUCGUUCACGGUAACCGGAAGAACGACGGGCGGGACGAGGGUGGGCAGCAGAGUGGGCGCGACCAGCUGCCCCUUCGACUGGCUCCUGAUCCCGUGCGUGUCCGCCAACAGCCAGAAGCCCUUCACCAGCUGCCAGGAGCGCCUCUGCGGCGACAGCUUCAACGUCAUAGAAUCCACGACGGCUGGCAAUGUCGUCGUUUACAGUCAGGUAAAGCCCUUUACACUGGUGUAUCACACAGACGACAAAGAGGACGCCUCUGUCCCAACCGAAAAUGGCAACAGGGGAUUCUGCUUGGACUAUGUCCAACAGCCAUGCGUCUAGUCCAACAUUCUUGUUGCCUUCCUGAACUUCAAAUGCUCCUAAGGUCAGGUCAAGCCCUUCGUGCUGGUAUACCACACCGAUGACAAAGAAGAAACGUCUGUCCCAACAGAAAAUGACAACAGAGGGUUCUGCCUAGACUAUGUCCAACAGCCGUGUGUGUAGGUGAAGCCGUUUCGGAGGCAUAGCCCAUCUGCUGCUACUCUACUUUAUCCCCAACUACGCGGUCUUCAGGAGAUAAGAAUGAGCAAGGGAGCCGUUUCAAAAGCAAUUUCCAUCUACUACUACUACUGCUACUACGACUACCGUACCCUAGCUCAAUUUACGCACCUCUGCGAUGUCUGCGUGCAGUGUUUACAUCAGUUUAUGAGUUUUCUUGAUGUUUUCCUUUUGUUUCUGUGUAGUUUAGUUUCUCUGGAUAUUAAAUUAUCGUCCGUUGUCAUUAUAAAAGAUUGUAUAGCUUUCGUGACUUUCUUUUUUUGCCUUGGAUCCUGUUGAUCACAACCAUGUAUACGAAUCACUUCAAAUGUCAAAGAUCAUGUUAGGUAGGCUAAUUAUUUAUGCAAAGAUUUAUAGAUGUAUGGAAAAUGGGGUGUAAUGGUUGGUAUGCAGAAUACUGUCUAUAACCUUAGAAUUUUACCUUUUAUAGUUAAAGAGCAUUAACAUGCAUUUACAUCUUUAAAAAAAAACUAUAUCGUACAAUUACAUGAGAUAGUCUCUUGGUGCCAUGGUAUUCAUUCAAAUGUAUCUUUCAGUGACAUCAAUUUCCACUCUGUUUUCAUGUGUAUAAUCAUAUGUAUGCAAUACAUGAAAGCAUUUAAUCAUACGAAACACGUAUUAUGCAAAUUUCUGUCUAUGUUACUACGUAACUAUUGAUGAAACAGCAUUAUUUCGUCAGAGAGAAUGCGACGUCAUGCAAAGCGAGUCAGGUGUGUCAUCACAGCGAUUGCAAAAUAGUUCGGUUUUUCCAAGUUUCCCUGAAAAGGAUUUUUCUUCUUCUUUUGGUAGGAUUCGAAAUAUCCUCUUCUUUCGCCUCCGCGUCCUGAAUGUUCGGUUCACCCACUGUCUAGACUUUAGAUCACGGUCUAGGGAUUCAGCGUAAGGAGCUUUGGCCCCUGUUUUCGCCAAACACCGCAUUAAGGAUUAUUGCGACAUCAAAACAAAUGUGUUGCCUGCUUUUAUUUAUAAAAACAAGCCAACACGGAGUCUAGAGUUUAGUUAUGUUUAAAGUAUA